Hemibagrus wyckioides is the source of this 773-nucleotide messenger RNA. RefSeq names its product dual specificity phosphatase 3b (gene dusp3b). Gene Ontology annotation, biological process: negative regulation of MAPK cascade; protein dephosphorylation. Gene Ontology annotation, molecular function: MAP kinase phosphatase activity; protein tyrosine/serine/threonine phosphatase activity. The transcript is spliced from 3 exons. The coding region runs from base 138 to 683 and encodes 181 amino acids. The record is from RefSeq and is a predicted model, not a curated record. Gene Ontology annotation, cellular component: cytoplasm. Lineage: Eukaryota; Metazoa; Chordata; Actinopteri; Siluriformes; Bagridae.
UUCAGUCGCUGGAAUAAACAACUUUCGCCAGCUCCGUGCUACAAAGACGUAAAAAGAAAAAGCCCUUCAACCUUCAAGCGCCAUAGACAAAGGACUUAAGGAAAUACUUAUAAUUAUAAAGGGAUCUUCAGUUGAAUAUGACCGACUAUGAAGUGUCUGUACAGCAGCUGAAUGACCUUUUGUCAGACGAAAAUGGCCACUUCAGCAUGCCAUCUAAAGAUUUCAAUGAAGUCUACCCAAGGAUUCUGCUUGGAAAUGAGUCUGUAGCCACAAAUGUGAAACUCUUGCAACAACUGAGAGUGACACACAUUAUUAAUGUCGCUGAAGGAGACUCAUAUAUGCACGUGAAUACAGGUGCAGAAUAUUAUGUGGGUACGGGCAUUAUCUACCAUGGAAUACCAGCCAAUGACGUGGAAUAUUUUGAUCUCAGUGUAUAUUUUGAAGAGGGUGCAGACUUCAUAGCACAGGCCUUGGCAUAUGAUGGAGACAGAGGGAAGGUGUAUGUGCACUGCCAGAAGGGUUACAGUCGUUCAGCAGCAAUCGUCAUUGCUUACCUGAUGUUGAGACACAAGCUGGACGUACAAGCUGCUUUAGCUACAGUGAGAGAAAAACGAGAGAUCGGACCUAAUGAUGGUUUUCUGUGCCAGCUCUGUCAACUCAAUGACAGACUGAAAAAGGAUUAGAAUCUUCUUCCAGCAAAUAAUAUUCUCCAUAAUAUGUUCUCUGUGUUCUGUGUUAUCCUUGUGUGACACAUAUAUUAAAAUUAUUAGAAU